Molecule: messenger RNA, 1503 nt
Organism: Fusarium fujikuroi IMI 58289
Lineage: Eukaryota; Fungi; Ascomycota; Sordariomycetes; Hypocreales; Nectriaceae
Exons: 9
Coding region: 1-1503 (500 amino acids)
Source: RefSeq, a predicted model, not a curated record
AUGAGAGUUCUUUACUCACUAAGUCCUCUGCUACUCGGUGGACUUGUAACAGCCGCAACUGGUCACUUUUGUGAGGUGUAUACAGUGAAGGACGAUGAUUCGUGCUUCAGCAUUACACAAGAGACCAAUGUUACAUAUGCUCAGAUCAUUUCCUGGAACUCCCAGGUUGACAAGCAGUGUGCAAACCUUGGAGAACUUGUAGGCGAUAAACUCUGUAUCACCAACCCUGAUGGCGACUACUCGAUCCCGGAAAACUCUCACGGAGCUGUUGAGAUCGCCACAACUACUGCACCAGUUCCAAAGCCCACUCCUGAUCGAACAUCAGGCAGAUGUGCUGAGUAUCAUCUCGUCACUGCAGGGGAGGACUGUGGCGACUUCACGCUCAAAUAUGAGAUUACUCUCAAAGAUUUCAUCUUCUUGAACCCCCAUGUCAGGGAGAACUGCACCAAUGUAUACAAGGACUAUUACUAUUGUGUUCGUCCUGUGGGAUACAUCUCGACGUAUCCUGGCUAUCUUCCCACAACAGUUGCAGACGACCGCUGGGUUCCGGUAACAGGCACGCCGGUUCCUAUCGGUCGUGGUUCUCCGUUUGACAAUCUCAAGCCAGGUCCAACUAUUCCAAUUGCAAUUGGCACGCGUCAAGAUUGUAACCAGUACUUCUUCAUCCUAAAUACCGCAGAGGCACCCUUGGCAGCCGAUUGUUGGGGCCUGGCAACCGGAUGGGAUAUCACUCCUGAGGAAUUCAUUCUCUGGAAUCCCUCACUGGAUGAGAGCUCGAAGAAGGGUUCAGGCUCCAACUCGUAUAACUAUCCCUGCACCCUGUCGGAGAGCGUUUCUUACUGUGUUGCACUCGAAUCCGCUACUGCAGUCCCCGGCCCAAGAAAAGAAGAGCCCCCCCCUAAUCCGCGUGCAGCCGACGAGGUGCAAAACUGCACCUCUUGGUUCGCUGCAAAGACUGGAUGGUCAUGUGAGGACCUUCUCUUGACAAAACAUCUUGACAUCGAGGAUUUCUAUAGCAUGAAUUCGUCUGUCAAGGCCCCCCCAGGCAUGGAUGAUGAUGAUGAUUAUGAUGAUGAGGACGACGACGACGAUGAUGAUGAUAUCCCUACCACGACUGCCGCUACGACCACAAAGCUCCCUAGUCCUACUCCUAUACAGGAGGGCAUGGUUGGCAAACUACAGCAAGUUCCACUCGGUCAAAGACACGACAACCUGGGUAUCUGUGUCUGUGUUGGUGUGAUUGAAUCGUCAACUCACCCGACAUCUACUUCUACAAAGACCACAGCCAAGUCGCCAACAAACGGUGUUAGCACACCCACAUCUAUACAAUCCGGGAUGGUAUCCAAUGGCAACAAGUUUCACUUUAUCAAGAGUACGACAACUUGCCAGGGCAUUGUGGACUAUGACAAGAUCACCAUCAAGCAGUUCUACAAAUGGAACCCUGCAGUUAAGAGCGAUUGCAGUGGACUUUGGACUACGACAUGGGCAUGCGUGGCUAGUUAG